AAACAUUUUCAAAAUUUUGAAAAGUUAAUUAUUAUUCGGAAAUCAUAAUUUGUAUCUGUUCUGUUUACUACAGUAUUUUAAUGGACUUCAACAAAAAAUUGUUUAAGGAGAAUUUCAAAGAUUAAAAUUAAUUGAUUAUAUAAUCGUAAAGUGCAUACAUACUUAUCUGCAUAAUACCAUGCAUGGAUUAUGUAAUAGGGAAGAAUGUAAUACUUUGAUAAAUGACUUAUUAUUAUCCUUUUAUGGAUUCUAAAAAUGUGAUAAGAAGUAUCAUUACAUUAAUCUUCAAAAUAUAUACAUAAGUACGAUAUACAUCGUAUUCAUCUAUUUAUAUUGACCUUCAGUACUGUCCAAAAAAAAAACAAGGUUUCAAAUUAAGUACUCACGCAAUGAUCUGUCUCUAAAAUUUUUUUUUAAAAUUAAUAAUUAAUAAAUAAACAUGGCUGAAAUUGAAAAAGUACCAAGUCCUUUUAUAUUAUAUAUUGUGAAUUUUUUGAGUUUGAUCACUGUUACAGUAUGUUUUGUACAAAAAGUGCCACAAAUUUUUAAAUUACGAGAAGCGAAAACUGCAUACGGAAUAAGUUUAGCAAGUCUUUUACUCGAAGUUUACAGUUAUUCGGUGUCAAUUUGCUAUAAUUAUCGAAAUGGAUAUGCAUUACUCUCAUAUUUGGAAUAUCAUUUUCUGUUGGUUCAAGAUUGGAUUAUAAUAUAUCUAACUCUGCAAUAUUCGAAUCUCAUUAAUUUUAAGGCUUUUGCUGGUGCUUCUUUAUAUUUUGGAAUCUUUGCGAUGUUUUUAUUAGGAUUUGUACCACCAGGAAUUUUAACAGCUCUUAUUCCGUUUAAUACGCCGAUUAGUGCUUCAAGUAAAGUUGUACAAUUGAUUAAAAUUAUUCAAUUGGGAAAUGCUGAAUCGAUAAGUUUGUUCACUUGGUUCAUAUCAGCGUCAACAAAUUUUACGCGUAUAAUUAGUAUUUUAAUGGAUUCAAACGACCCAAUAUUAUUAUUGAAUUUUGUGGUAUCAACCAUUCUUAGCACAUCAAUUUUGCUUACAGCAUAUUAUUAUAAGAGGAAGGCACAUGUCGAUUAAUACCAAAACCGUAUGUGUACCGCGAUUAUACGAAAGUUAAAAUAACCAAUAAGGAAGAAAAAAUUAUUAAAUCAAAUUAAAUUUAAAAAAAAUUGUAUCUUAUAAAACAAAAUCUACAAAUUUUAGGUAUCUUUAAUUAAAAUUUGAUUUUUCAUGUAAAGGUAGUAAAACUAUUAAAAAUUGUUGACAAAUUAUCAGCAUACUUAGAAUUAUUAUUAGCGGUUAUUUCAUUAUAAAUCUUGUACAAUUUAGUUUUAAUAAGGCUUAUGUACAAAAAUUAACGGUUUAAAUCCAUUUUUAAGCUACCUAAUUUUGUUAAUUAUUCGAAGUAGGAAUCGUAUUUUAUCAAAGUUAUUCAAAAAUAUGUCAUAUUUUGUAUAUGUACAAUUUCCCUUAAUUAAAGACAUUAUUAUCUGUGAUAAUAAUUGAUAACAUAAUUUUUUUUUUAAAUAAUUAUUCAGCCAUU
Molecule: messenger RNA, 1553 nt
Organism: Chrysoperla carnea
Lineage: Eukaryota; Metazoa; Arthropoda; Insecta; Neuroptera; Chrysopidae
Product: solute carrier family 66 member 3
Exons: 4
Coding region: 440-1087 (215 amino acids)
Source: RefSeq, a predicted model, not a curated record